Apiotrichum porosum is the source of this 993-nucleotide messenger RNA. It is a transcript of the gene DST1, whose product is annotated as RNA polymerase II elongation factor. Gene Ontology annotation, biological process: transcription elongation by RNA polymerase II; regulation of mRNA 3'-end processing; transcription antitermination. Gene Ontology annotation, cellular component: nucleus. Gene Ontology annotation, molecular function: zinc ion binding; RNA polymerase II transcription regulatory region sequence-specific DNA binding. The record is from RefSeq and is a predicted model, not a curated record. NCBI's taxonomy places the organism in Eukaryota, Fungi, Basidiomycota, Tremellomycetes, Trichosporonales, Trichosporonaceae. The transcript has 7 exons. Bases 1 to 993 code for a protein of 330 amino acids.
AUGGACGCGGCGGCUCUCACUGCUGUUGUCAAGGAGCUCAAUGAGGCGAACGCUGGCGGAAAGACUGAGGCUUCUCAAGAAGCUCAAGACCGACCUUCAGCCUACCGAGGAGCUCCUCCGUGUAUCGCCGUCGGCAAGUUGCGCCAGCACGCGACCCCCGCUGUGAGCGCGUUGGCAAAGGAGAUUGUCAAGCUGUGGAAAGACGCGGUCGAGGAGAGCAAGCGCAAGCGCAAGCGUGACGAGGACAAGGGAGAGGACAGCGUCAAGCGCGUCAAGGCCGAGGGUACUGCUGGCAGCAGCGCUGCUGCGUCCCCAGUCGCGAGCACUCCCGGUGCGGUCACUGCGGAUGGCAAGGACAGCAGCAAGCCCAACUCGAAGGGUCCCAAAAGCCCCGGCUCGCCCGCACCCCUGUCGACCAUCGUGACGCGUACCACCGCGCGCACGUCCAAGUCGGACGGAGUCGACAAGACGCUCCGUGCAGACAACACCGAUGCCGCCGCCGACACUGUCCGUGACAAGUGUGUGACCAUGAUCUACGACGCUCUGGCCAUCGACUCGAACGCCGCCGUCAAGGUCCUCUCGGAGCGUGCCGUCAGCAUUGAGAGCGAGGCGUUCAAGCUCCUGAACUACUCGACCGGCAACGACUACCGCGGAAAGAUCCGUUCGCUCUUCCUCAACCUCAAGGACAAGGGCAACCCUGGUCUCCGCAACGAGAUUGUUCUCGGCCAGAUUACCUCGGACAAGGUGGUCCGCAUGUCCAAAGAGGAAAUGGCGUCCGAGAGCGUCCGUAUGGCGGACGCCAAGAUCAAGGAGAACAACCUCUUCAAGGCCAAGGCCGUGGGCGAGAUCCAGGCCGAGACCGACGCGUUCAAGUGCGGUAAAUGCGGACAACGCAAGUGUACCUACUACCAGAUGCAAACCAGAAGCGCAGACGAACCUAUGACUACCUUCGUGACCUGCACAGUCUGCGGAACGCGUUGGAAAUUCUCGUAA